Molecule: messenger RNA, 3282 nt
Organism: Pyrus x bretschneideri (Chinese white pear)
Lineage: Eukaryota; Viridiplantae; Streptophyta; Magnoliopsida; Rosales; Rosaceae
Product: serine/arginine repetitive matrix protein 1
Exons: 14
Coding region: 153-2732 (859 amino acids)
Biological process (GO): mRNA processing; regulation of mRNA splicing, via spliceosome
Cellular component (GO): spliceosomal complex
Molecular function (GO): RNA binding
Source: RefSeq, a predicted model, not a curated record
ACCGACCCUAUUCCUAACCGUGAGAAUAAGUUCCCCCACUACCCACACACAUGGCGUAAAGCUCAACUACACACCGGCCGCUCUGCUACCAUCUCUCUCUCUCCUCGAUCUUCACAGAAAGCCUUCAGCUUUCAUUGUCGCAGACCCUGAAAAUGUCUGGUGGGUUCUUCAGGGGUACGUCCGCCGAUCAGGACACUAGGUUUUCCAAUAAGCAAGCCAAGCUACUAAAAUCUCAGAAAUUUGCGCCUGAAUUGGAACAUUUGGUCGAUAUGUCGAAGGUGAGUAUGGAUGUUAUGCGCCCGUGGAUUGCUAAUCGGGCAACGGAGCUUCUUGGGUUCGAAGAUGAAGUUCUUAUCAACUUUAUUUAUGGUCUUUUGGAAGGAAAGGUGAAUGGGAAGGAAAUUCAAAUAUCACUUACCGGAUUUAUGGAGAAAAAUACUGUGAAGUUUAUGAAAGAGCUUUGGACGCUGCUUAUCAGUGCACAAAACAAUGCUAGUGGUGUACCUCAACAAUUUUUGGAUGCCAAACAAGAAGAAGCACGGAAAAAGAAGGAGGAGGCAGACAGGUUUGCAAACGAAAUUCAGAAAAAGAAAGAGAAGGAGAGGAUAGAUCAACAAGAGAUGUUGAAGAUGGAAGGAGGGGCUGGUAAGAAAGCUAACAAUGCUGCAUUGGAGCCAAACACAAAGCAUAUGUCACCAAGGGAUUCAAAUGAUCGUUAUGAGGAUGAAAGAGGAGCUGAAAAGAGGAAUGGUGUGAAGGCAAGGAACAAGGUUUCCAGAUCUCCAAAUUCAGAAAAUUCAUCUUUGUCUCCUCGUGAAAGACACCGAUCACAAAGUAUUUCCAAGUCGCCAAAAGCAUUGAGACGAUCCAUUUCUUCUGAAAGUGAUCGCUCUCCACCAAGACGGCCUAUUACAACUGUUCGGAGGCAUUCACCUGAGGGAUCAAUCUCCCCGAGAAGAAGAUCACCUUAUUCCAGGCAAAGAUCUAGAUCAAAUUCCCAACAAAGAUCACCCUCUCCAUAUCGGCGUAGAGUACGUUCUCCAUAUUGGCGUAGACCCUCACCUGUGCGGCGCCGCAGAUCACCCUCACCUGUCCGGCGCCACAGAUCACCCUCACCAGUCAGGCGCCGCAGAUCACCCUCCCCUGUGCGGCGUCGCAGAUCACCCUCCCCUGUGCGGCACCACAGAUCACCCUCCCCUGUCCGGCGCCGCAGAUCACCCUCCCCUGUCCGGCGCCGCAGAUCACCCUCCCCUGUCCGUCGCCGCAGAUCACCCUCGCCUGUCCGGCGUCCCAGAUCACCCUCGCCUGUCCGGCAUCGCAGGUCACCCUCACCUGUGCGACGUCGCAGGUCACGCUCUCCUUUGCGACGUCGCAGGUCGCCCUCUCCUUUGCGACGUUGCAGAUCUCGCUCACCUGUGCGUCGCAGAUCACCCUCACCUGUACGACGGUCUUAUCGAAGAUCCCCAUUGAAUACACGGGAUAGGUAUGUGUCUCCCUUGCAGCAUAGGUCACCAGUUCGUAGCAGGGGGUCACCAACUCCUCUGCAUAGGUCUCCGUCUCUGCAUGAUCGAAGUUCAUCUCCUAUUCAGCAUGAUUCCCCUUCGCCAAUCAGGAGAACAUCAAAGCUUCGAAGAUCUCCCUCACAAUCUCCUCAAGAAAGAACCAGUGUUUACAGAUCCCUUGAAAAAACUUCUCCCGUGCCACACCGGUCUAGCUCGCAUGGGUCAUUGCAGAGGGAAUUAAAGAAUGGGAAUGAUUCGCGUAAAAGAGCAACAGAUUUCUUGCCAUCACCAGAGAGGUCUUGCAUACUCUCAGAAUCUCAACCAGGCGUAAGAAAUUCUAGUGAAGAAAGGAGAAGAAGUUUGUCUAGCCCAGAUGAGAGUCCAGUUAGACGACCAAGGGAGCAAAUGACUCGGAAUGUUAGCUCAAGUCCUCCAAGGAAACUAAGAGAACAACUUCGUCGUGGAAGUCCUGACACAAGUGAAGACAAGCCGAUAGUUUCUCCUGCUAAGGUUCGUAACAAGGAAGAGUACUCUAAGAAUCGCCUGGGUAAUAAGGACUUCAGAAACAAAGAGCAGGAGAUGAAGAGUGGGAAAUCUUCUGGGAGGGGGGUUCCUGAAAGUCCUGAUCAACAACAUUCCCCGACCAUAUAUAAGGACUCUCUACAUGGUGAGAUGCAAAAUCCCAAUGAUGGUAGAAAAUCUGAUGAAAAGAACCGCUCUCAUUCAAAAAAUUCCAAGGACAGUGAUCGGCAUCGCAAACUUGGAUCCGUGCACUCAUCAGUUGAAAAGGUUGAUCCUAGUAAUCGAAGUGGUACUGUUGAUUCUGGUUCCGAGGAAAGUGGAAAACGCAGAGGUGGGGAUAAGGGAAAAAGAAAGAAUAAGAGAUCAGAGAGGCAAGAAGUUACUUCAGAGGAUGAUUACAGCAAUGAUUCUGAAAUAGAUGAGAGGAAGGAUACUAAAAGGAGAAGGAAAGAGGAAAAGAGAUCGAGGAAGGAGAAGAAGCGCCGAAGACGCGAGGAGAGACGUCGCAGAAAAGAAGAACGUCGUGCAGAGAAGCUGAAAGGGAAGAAUUACAGUGGUGCUUCUGCUUCAGAUGGUGAACAUGUAGGCAGGAGGGAGCUUCAUUCAAGUGACAAUGAAGAGACGGAGGCUGUUCAGAAGAAACUUGAGAUUGAGUUACGCAAGAAGGCUCUCGAAUCACUUAAAGCAAAAAAGGGCAUUAGUCACUAAAUUUGUUUCUGUGUUUGGACACUGUGAUGUUUAAUCUUUUUAAUUAUAUUAAGAAAUAACAUUUCAGAUUUGGUAGGAGUAUAAUUUGUUUGAAUGUGAGUAUUUCUAUGUUUUGAUUACUGUUUAAUGUAAUCUGUGUUUACUGCUGGCAGCUUAAGUCGAUAAAUGAGGAUUUCCUGAGCAAUUCUCUUGAGUUCAACUUUAUGCAGACCUUGCUGCUAGAUUUUCUGAUGAAAUUUGUGUCAACUAGGUAUGAACUACUUGAGCAGAUCAUGUGCAGAUUCACAUUUUGACCAUUGAUUCAGGUUGGCAGCUUGAGAGUUGUUCCUGGGACUAAUUUAUCUAAAAUAGUCCGACGGUGCUGUGGUCUGGAUUUGUCCGGUCCUGAUGUUGAUACCAGCUAUAAGGUUGAUUGGGAUGGUAGUCACAUUUAAUUUUGAUAGGAAAACUUGUUGCUUGGAUAAUACUCUUCUGUCGUUGGGCAGUACCGUUGAAAAAUUGUGAUUUUAAUCGUUCAUUUAGACAUAUGGUAUGUGAAUCUUUGGCUGCA